Hyaena hyaena (striped hyena) is the source of this 1781-nucleotide messenger RNA. RefSeq names its product fibroblast growth factor 22 (gene FGF22). Bases 32 to 544 code for a protein of 170 amino acids. NCBI's taxonomy places the organism in Eukaryota, Metazoa, Chordata, Mammalia, Carnivora, Hyaenidae. Gene Ontology annotation, biological process: positive regulation of gene expression; fibroblast growth factor receptor signaling pathway; positive regulation of cell population proliferation. Gene Ontology annotation, molecular function: growth factor activity; fibroblast growth factor receptor binding. The transcript is spliced from 3 exons. The record is from RefSeq and is a predicted model, not a curated record. Gene Ontology annotation, cellular component: cytoplasm.
CAGGAGCUGGCGGCGAGCCGGGCGCGGGGACAUGCGCGGCCGCCUGUGGCUGAGCCUGCUGUGGCUGUGGCUGGCGCGGGCGCCUGGAGCCGCGGCGACCGCAAACAGCCCGCGGAGACCGCGCAGCUACCCACACCUGGAGGGCGACGUGCGCUGGAGGCGCCUCUUCUCCUCCACCCACUUCUUCCUGCGCGUGGACCCCAGCGGCCGCGUGCAGGGCACCCGCUGGCGUCACGGCGCUGACAGCAUCAUUGAGAUCCGAUCCAUCCGUGUGGGCGUUGUGGCCCUCAAGGCUGUGCACACCGGCUUCUACGUGGCCAUGAACCGCGGGGGCCAUCCCUACGGGUCGCGGGUCUACACCACCCACUGCAGGUUCCAGGAGCGCAUCGAGGAGAACGGCUACAACACCUACGCCUCCCUCCGCUGGCGUCACCACGGUCGGCCAAUGUUCCUGGCGCUGGAUGGGCAAGGGUCUCCGAGGCGUGGUGGCCGGACACAGCGGCACCACCUGUCCACCCACUUCCUGCCCGUCCUGGUCUCCUGAGGACCCCAGGGGCCACAAGGAGCGGCUGGACGGAGAUCCCACAAGAUGCCUGAGCUGCGUGCCUGGGGGCCGCGGAGCCCCGGGGCCCUGGCCAAGCACGUCUGGUCCCUCUUCUCCACAAGCAUUAACGGGUGUGUGCAGUGUGCCGGGCUGGGGACACUGGAGGACCCCCACAGAUGCGGCCUGACCCCCGGGGAGCUCUGGGCUGAGUCUGCGGGGCGGUGGGCGCUGAGCUGAGCACAGGCCACAGGUGUCUGUCCACAGGCUGGGGGGCAUGGAGGCCCCACUCGCCACCCCGGCUGGAGACCGAAGGCCCGGGAAGGGCGCUCCGGGCCGGGACACCGCCCAGGGCAAAGGCUCUGAGGCGGGAACCCACUGGUGUCCAAGGCAGGGGGGGAUGUCUGAGGGCCAAGGGAGACCGGGCGACAUGGAUGUGCUGCGGGUCGCGGGUCCCUGUGGCUUCUGUCACCUCACGUGGCACUGGGGACCUUGUCAAGACCUCUGAGACGGGGUGACCCUGGGUUGGGGGGGAGCUGCGUCGUCAUGAGGUCCUCAGGAGAGGGAGGCAGAGAGACAGGCAGACCCCGUGCUGCUGGCGGAGAGGACGGAGGAGGGGCCGCGGGCCAAGGGGGCUUCACGUCAGCGUCCUUCGGGGGCUCGGGGGCUCCAGAGCAGCCGUGCCUGCGGCCCACCCGGCGCUCCUGAGCCCUCACCCCCAGCUGAGCCCCCGCAGAAGGAAAGGGGCGGAGCUAAGAGCCCAGGUCCAACCCCCAGCUCUGCAGCCUUGGGUCAGGGGGCCCCACCCUGGCCGCUGUGGGCCGCUCUGCUUGGGGAAGACCGUCCCCAGAGAGGGGGCAUGUGCGGACUGGACGCUCCCUGGGGUGAAGGCUCCCCCCGCCCGUGGCCACCCAAACAAAUACGCAGUCAGCCGCGGAGCGGGCAGGGGGCUGGGUGGCGCCCCGACAGGCCCUGCCUUGGCUCUCCUUCCGUGACCCCGUGAAGCUGCCGCCGGCCGCCGGGGUCCCGGGGCCGGGCCUGCGGCCGUGGGGCCCGCCAAGGCUGGGGAAGCUGGGCCGCCUCCAGCGCCGACGCAGAAGGAAAAGACGCCAAACUACCUGCUUCUCUUUCUAAGUAGGUGUAUUUUUAAAUAGCUUUCAAGAUACACAUAUUUUUUCCUUUAAAAAACGUCUGUCGGAGCAGUUUUGUUCUUGUUUGGCUGGUCAUCCUGUGGUCCCGA